GCUGUGACGACACGGAUCGCGGCUAGGCGCGCGGCCGAGCUGCGCAGCCCCGGGCCCGCGGCCAUGCCCAAGCGGGGCUGUACCUUCACGGACGCGGCCCCGCUGCAGCUGAAGGUCCGCGUUGGCCAGAGGGAGCUGAGCCGCGGCGUCUGCGCCGAGCGGUACUCGCGGGAGAUCUUCGAGAAAACCAAGCAGCUCCUGUUUCGAGGGGCCCAGGCCUCUAUGGACCACUUGUGGGAGGAAGGCUGUGCCAUCGUUGACCUGCCGGAGUCCCCGAAGCCUGGCCCCACAGAGGCCCUUGGGACCCCCCGUGGGCAGAUGCUGAUCGGACCGGAUGGCCGACUGACCAGGAGCCGAGCCCGGGCCUCCGAAGCUGACCCGUCCGGGGCAGCGACCAGGGCCUGCUCCUCGUGCGUGCGAGCCGUGGACGGGAAGGCGGCGUGUGGCCAGUGUGAGCGCGCCCUGUGUGGGCGGUGCGUGCGAAUCUGCUGCAGCUGCGGGGCUGUGGCCUGCGCGCUGUGCGCCCUUGUGGAGAAAUCCAGGUCACGUGGGCCGCCAGCCCCGCCCUUUGCUCUGGGUCUGCCGUCUCAGUCACUUCGUGAUUUGAUCUUUCGAGGUCUGGUGUCGGGACUGUCGGCGUGGUUUUUCCCGGCAGGGAGCUCGCCGUUGGUGGAGGCAGCUGUGGCGACGUUCAGGAGACGGUGCUCUGUGCCAGCUGUGCCAGGUUCGAGGCCUGAGGGCCGGGAGCGGACGACAGCCUUCCUGGACGGCCGCGCCAGUGGCGACGCCGAGGGACCCUGGGGGGCGGGGUGUCUAUUUUAUAUUUUGUACUGAGGGCGGAAGCGAAUAAACCCCUUUAUAUUUGGA
This is a messenger RNA of Leopardus geoffroyi (Geoffroy's cat), 867 nucleotides long. RefSeq names its product SIVA1 apoptosis inducing factor (gene SIVA1). Bases 64 to 834 code for a protein of 256 amino acids. Lineage: Eukaryota; Metazoa; Chordata; Mammalia; Carnivora; Felidae. The transcript is spliced from 5 exons. The record is from RefSeq and is a predicted model, not a curated record. Gene Ontology annotation, biological process: extrinsic apoptotic signaling pathway. Gene Ontology annotation, molecular function: CD27 receptor binding.